CGACGGCGUUAAAUUAUUAAGCCGCCACACACAUAUACAAAAAAUAUAUACACAUAACAAGCAAAGAGCACAAGCGCGCGUACACAAACAGACACACACACACACACACACACACACACACACACACGUAAAGAUGUCGGAGCGUAAACGUUAUCACAAGGACAAUGCGCCCACCGAUGACAUUAUCACAUUAAUCAAUUUAGUGCGACAAAAUCCAGCUUUAUACAAUUACAAAUUGCAGCCAAAUCAACGCAGGCGCUCCGAUAUACUCAGCGGCUGGCAGGAAGUGUCCCAGCAAAUGGGCAACAAGUACACAGUGCAGGAGGUGCGACGCAAGUGGAAAAAUUUACGCGACACUUAUCAUCAGUAUCGCCUACGCUCACCCAAAUGCAUCGAGGGUCGCUUGUCGAAGUGGCGCUAUGCCAAGGAGCUGGAGUUUCUAUCGAAGGUGUACCAGCCGAAGCUAAAGGCGCAUCGCAAUGCGCUGGGCGCUUUGCUACAAAUCAAAAAGCAGCCCCACGACGAUGACGACGAUGAGGGGAUCACACCCUUAGGUAGCGCGCAUACCCACGGCAAUUCGCAAAUAACGCUGGUUAGCGAUGAAGCGGAAACGUUUAUACUGACGGCAUAUGAGGAGAGCGUUGCAGACGAUACACAUGUCCAUCAUCAUCACCAUCAUCAUCAUCAGACGCAACACGAUGGCAGCAUUUCCAGCAUUGAAUUGUCGCAGAUAACGCACGACGAUGAUGAGCUGGUGGAUGACGACCUAGACGAUGAUCAUGAUGGGCAGGUGGUCGAUGAGCUGCAUGUGAAGCAUGAGCUAGAUGAGGAUGGCGCCACAGGCGCCGAAGUGGACUACGAGGAGGUUUGCCUGUACGAGGAAGCGAGUGGUGCGCAUUGCGAAAUGGGCGUGGACGCCAGCAGCGAUGUGGCUGAUACGAAAGGCUUUCACUAUAUUGAUACCGAUGAGUUCUGCAUAGAGGACAUGGAGCCGGAGCCAGUGACGCGCACCUCGGUCUCGGUGCCGAUGCGACACACACACGCUCAUCCACACGCACACGCACACACGCAUGGGCAUCAUUUUGGCAGCACAGGCGUCACCGUAAGCAGCGCCAGCAAUAGCGUGCUGGGCGGCUCGAUUCAUAACAAAAACAAUAACAACAACAACGGCGCCGGCGGCGGCGUCAUUACUGCUGAUACCAAGCUACAGAAUCUCACGCUCGUCAGUACCAGCGGCGGCGGCAGCGCAGCGGCCAGCAGUACACAGCAGCAGCAGCAGCAGCAGCACAACAAUGCGGCGCAGCAGCAGCAGCUGGCGCUAGUCGAUGUAACCGAAGCGACCAGCACGAGCGUCACCAUUUCCAGCACGCCUUCGGUGUCAUUGAACGCGGCCACAGUGAGCACCACGCUGCCAACGGUGCAUGCAGCGCCCACCUCAGCCGCCAACAUGUGCAAUAACAAUCAAUACAAUUCACCUGCCACCACCAUAUUGCAGCUGCCGCCGCUUACCUGCCCCAAUCCCGCCCAACAACAGGCUGCCUCGAUUAGCGUCGCCAGCAGCAGCACACUCAUCAAGGAGGAGGAACAGCAUCAGCUAUCGCAGGCGCUCGCCAAGCGGGAUGAGCUGGAUUUAUUCUUUGAUUUUCUCAAAAAGAAAAUGCAAUGUUUUAGCAAAACGCAAAUCACGCACAUACAAAUGGAAUUUCUGAAUUGUGUCAGUCGUCAGGAGGUGGCCGACCAGGACACAAAGGAUUGACUGCGAUCUAAAUUUAUGUUUU
This is a messenger RNA of Drosophila busckii, 1778 nucleotides long. RefSeq lists its product as uncharacterized. The coding region runs from base 134 to 1756 and encodes 540 amino acids. Lineage: Eukaryota; Metazoa; Arthropoda; Insecta; Diptera; Drosophilidae. The transcript is spliced from 2 exons. The record is from RefSeq and is a predicted model, not a curated record.